AACAAUUCACUCCUUCUGCUUUGACAUAGCCAUCUGCUGAUGCGUCGAAACUUUUCGAUAGUCCUGAGCCAGACUGUGUCACAUGCAUCAUGCCAAUCUCCUCAUUGUGCUCUGGGCUGAGCCACAAGUUGGCUGAUCCAACUAACACUGCAUCCGCCUGGAAGGUGUCAAGAUAGCGACAUCCUACGUCUAAUGACACAAGUCCCGCUGAGCACGCUGUGUCCACGGUCAUGCUUGGGCCAUGUAUGUUGAGAAAGUGACUGAUACGAUUGCUGAGAAGAGCGGGAGCCAGCCCGAUCAUAACCGAUUCGGCUCUAUUCUCUGGAUCUCGGUGCUGAAUGGCACCAUAAUCUUGGGAGAAAACCUUAGCAAACAUGGCUUUUGAACAAAAAUGCUGUCCAUACCUAUAAAAUUGGUUCCAACAAUCACACCUGUGUUAGUGCCACUGAGAGUCUCCAUAGGUAUACCACUAUUUUCGAGGCACUCAUAUGCCACCUCGAGCAUCUGCCGUUGCUGUGGGUCCAUAGCAAUGCACUCUGUACGACUGAUGUUGAAGAACUGGCCGUCAAACAAAGCCGGAUCCACGUCUUCCAUGAACAUGCCACCAGGUGACUUCAUGGUCCUAGGGCGUUGGGGAUUCUCCUUGUCAUAGUGACCAGCCAAGGAAAACCUUGAAGAUGGUGGUUCAUUCUUAGCCACCCCCCCUCGCUCAAGCAAUUCCCAUAAGGCAGUUGGCGAGUUACUGUGACCUGGAAGACGGCAUCCCAUUCCAACAAUCGCAAUGGGCACCUGUGUCCUGUGACCCAGCCCUGAUAUUACCUCAUCGUCGCUGGAGCAUCUCUCGCUGUUGCCCGAAGUAGCAACAUUAUCGAAACUUUCUGAGGAAAGGCUAGAUGAAAAUGUCAUUGUGCCGUGUAGUGUACAAGUCGUUCGGAUGAGAGAUUGGUCUGACUUCAGAACGUGAGGAGACAGGUGAAAGAGAACUAUUCUUUUAUCACUUCUCGAGUAGACGUUUAUUUCUCAGUGAGGAAUACCAGUCCCAUACACUCACUCACAUGUUACUACCAUAAUGGUGGGGCCAUAUGCUUAUCUGUUCCCCUUAGCAAUCCAUAAUUUGUGUCACCAUUCGACGCCGUUCUGUUGCCAACUCGAGGCCUCCUUUGUUCUUUUAGUUCAGCUACAUCUGUGCUCCCCGUAUUCGAAGUGCAGUACAUUUGUCGAUAUCUCGCAUACACCGACUAAUCUCAUCACAAUGGAUUCCAUUCGCAAAGAAGAUGUUGAAUUUAAAACGCUGGACGGGCUCACGCUUCGUGGCUGGCUCUUUGCAGGUCCUCCAAACGGACCCGCCAUUAUAAUGACCCCAGGAUUCAAUCUCACCAAGGACAUGAUCAUUUUCGAAGCUGGUCAAUAUCUGAAUGCAGCUGGUUUUACUGUCUUGGGCUAUGAUCCAAGGUGUAUUGGAAUGAGCGACGGCAAACCGCGCAAUGACACUCAGCCUAUGAAGAAUGUGGAAGACUAUCAUGAUGCCCUCACUUACCUCAAGGUGCACAGGCGAGACUUGGUUGAUCCUAACAGAAUCGCAUUCUGGGGUUACUCGUUUAGUGGUGCUAUUGCUUUAUGUGCAGCCGCCCUCGACAAACGGGCCAAAGCCGUCAUAGCCUGUGCGGCUACCACCACCUGGGAAUUCACGAAGUGGAAACAGGUUCUAAGCAAGGCGAUGAAAGAUCGGGAGUCGCAAUUAGCUGGAAACGAGGGCAUGUACUUACCACUGCUCACCGAGACUGGUGAACAACCUGCUGGCUUGGGCACCGGCUACCAGAAGGAGGAUGUCCUGGGUAUCAUCAAGCGUCACGCCUCCAUCGAACCAAGCUUCAUACCUCGAACUACACUGCAGACCUACUAUAACAUUGCCGCGUUUCGUCCUAUGGCGCUCAUGUGUUUCGUGGAUCCUACUCCAGCUUUACUCAUGACGGGCGAGAACGAUGAAAUAUCGCCACCAGAGAUGCAAAGGAAGCUGAUCUAUGAUGCGAUCACAGGACCAAAAGAGUUUGUGACAAUAAAGAACAGGGCACAUAUGGAUAUCCUGACUGGUGACGGAUCUUUGGAGGUUUUUGAGAAGCAGGCGGACUUUCUAAAUCGUAUGAUGCCAGCUCAAAAGGGUACCAAUGGCAUUCACAAAAUCAGAUGAGUGACGAAUGGUCCGUUGGUUUUGUCUCUUUCUCUGUUUAUAGACGAGAUAAUAUAGAACUUGACGGAAGCUGGAUAUUUUGAAUCAAGUCUCUUGCGGA
Pseudogymnoascus verrucosus is the source of this 2288-nucleotide messenger RNA. RefSeq lists its product as uncharacterized. The record is from RefSeq and is a predicted model, not a curated record. The coding region runs from base 1070 to 2188 and encodes 372 amino acids. Lineage: Eukaryota; Fungi; Ascomycota; Leotiomycetes; Thelebolales; Thelebolaceae. The transcript has 2 exons.